This is a messenger RNA of Cladophialophora psammophila CBS 110553, 3939 nucleotides long. RefSeq lists its product as uncharacterized. The transcript is spliced from 3 exons. The record is from RefSeq and is a predicted model, not a curated record. Bases 1 to 3939 code for a protein of 1312 amino acids. Lineage: Eukaryota; Fungi; Ascomycota; Eurotiomycetes; Chaetothyriales; Herpotrichiellaceae.
AUGUCCCAGCUCUCCCAAUCUGAGUUUACUCCCCAUGCAGCAAGAUCCCAUCCAAGUACCUCCGUCUCCAGGGAAAUCCUCCGUCGUCUUACACAGCCGGAGCGCAGACCCGCCUCGAUUUAUGUCUUUGAUCGACCGUCAUCCCCAGGUAUCCUCAAAAUCGGAAUUACCGCACACUCUGUCUCAAGUCGACUUCAAGAAUGGUCGAAACAAUGCGGUUAUACACCAAAUCUAUUGUUCAGUGCGGAACAUGUCCCACACGCGAAGAGAAUCGAGAGUCUCUUGCACCUUGAAUUGAGGGAGGAGCGUCGUCGGGAGGGGAUGUGCAGGGGGUGUGGGAGGAGACACUCUGAGUGGUUCGAGAUUAGUGAAGAACAAGCAGAGGAAGUGAUGGGCGGCUGGGCCGAUUUUAUGGAAAGAGCUGAGCCAUAUGACUCGGACGGUUCAUUGAAAGAUAAAUGGAGGGAAGUUGUAGAGAUGAUGGAAGCAAACGGGGAAGAGAUCACUGCUAAAGCGCUAAUGGAGCACCACAAAAAGUCAAUACUUAAGGAGACGACGCUCCUUGAGGAGUCUACGGACCUAGGACGCACGCCAGUGAUUGGGGAGCAGGGAGAGGGAGAGGAAGAGGGAGAGGGAAGGGAGGGUGGGGGUUUCGGACAUAUAUCGAAGGCUGCCGAUCACGACCCUAAUCCUUACCAGAAUGACGACAUGGCCUCUGCAAUAGGACAUGGGAAAGUACAUUUUCCUGAACAGUUGACAUCAGGUGUCGAUCGACAGGGCCUGUUAUCUUACUCUGGGCUUCAUACAGACUCGGGCGAUGCAUCACUCAAUCGUCGCAUCAGCCAGCCAGUCAGGGCGGACAAUCGUACGAGCUUACAGGAAAUAGAAGAUGACCAAAGCGCUUCAACAUAUGACACCAAGACUGUGUACUCGGAUGGUGGCAGCGUAGAGACCUCAAGAAGAGACGAAUUCAUUCAGGAAUUCACCGAAAUCCUUUCCAACGACAUAGGUGGUUCUCAACCAGACACCGUGUCAGUGUCCAUACUCUGCAAUGGUAUCCAAGAGCUACUGGCUGAUUUUGCCCUGAGGCUUGGACAUGAAAGUUCAUCGAUUGAGUUUCGCAGAGUUAUGGUCUUCAUUCACCGGUACAGAAGUUCGAUAAGUGCUGCUUUUGAGCAAAUGGUAUCUGGUGUCCCGGAUGAAGAAAUCGGAAACGCGGUGUCGACAGAUAAGAUGCCUAUGGGAGAACUGAUGCAAAUGUGGUUCGACAAAGAUGUCGAAACCAAAGAGCCUAUAAUUUCGACACCCGAGAUCGAGGAGUUACCAUCAGGAGAGUUUGACGAUGCCUCACCAGAGCUUGGCAACUACCGGAACUUGAUACUGAGUACCUCUUCUUAUCAAUGGCUGGUCGCAACUAUUCGCAACAAAUUGCUGCUUGCAACUCCGAAUGGUGAUGUUAAAUCAAGCAUUCGAGCUGAAGUGUUGAAGGCCCUUCCUAAGCCAAGGCUCAUUCUGCAAGCAGCACCGACACCAUUAGUCGAAGCCACAUUCGAUAUGGAUCUGAAGCUGAAUCUAGCUGAUUUUGAGUCAAAGCCAAUAGAACUUGGCGCUAUUGUCACCGUGACAGGAACUGCAAACGAUGCGCAAGCCUUGACAUGUAAUGAAUACAUGCGGCAAACUUGGCCAGUCACCGGCAUUUUCUUGAUACGCUUCCUCGCAGAUGUCUUGAUGCUUGAAUCUGGGCGAACAACGAAGCUCCGACGACUUGACGGUACAAAUAUGAAAGCAAUGCGGGACAAUUCAACUAUCAAGGUGACGGUUUCUGGGACGAGAGACGUUGUCGCCGAAAUUGCAGAACAGCUUUGCUGGGUGACUGCCGCACUCGGGUCGUCACCCACUGGUGGUAGACUCAUGUCCUGCUCGCCUUCAAUACAUUAUGUUGGUGAGACUAAAAACUCUAUGGGCAGAGGAAAGAUAGCUGCAAAGCUUGGAACCUUAACUUCAGAAAAAGCAGCGACAUUGUCAGAGGAUGGAUAUGAUGAUUCCAGUCUAGCUUCUCAGGCGGGAUCAAAAGAUGAACUAUACGGGAACAUUUCAGUUCAGUUCAAAAUCGCGCUCGACUACCAUCAGCUCGCAGAAAACACUGCGUCCGGGUCUUGCUGGCACUAUUUAUUCAAGCGCUGUUUAAUAGUGCAAGGAUUUCCUAUUCGACAACGACCUACGCAUUCUCUCGGUAUCGAGAUUCCCUUAAAUAUUGCAGCAGAACUCAUCGACACAAAAUAUCUGCAGGAUUUUGCUGGCCAUAGCUUCUUGAAAGGGUUUUCGAUGAUGUUGGCUCCGGCGAAGCGAGUGGACAACCUACUCAUUUGGCAUUUGUGUCGCAGCACCACUGAAGACCCUGUUUCUUACCUUGAUCACGGUAUAUACCAGCUAUGCGACAUUGAUAAUGAUGACUUGGCAAGAUGCAGGCAUAUAGUCGGCUGGUGUUCCAAUGUCAUGAAUACCUGUGGCGCUGCAGACAGUGAUUAUAACAUUAUGAAAUCAAUUUUGGAGAAGGUGCCUUCAGAUGGGGUCUUGCACAACUGUGAGAUUUCGUUUGGCAGAUCUCCUAUCGGCGGUGUUGACUACACGCUAUCAGCUAACCAUGUACCUACUUUUGCGCGCGGUACGAGCCUCGGCUUGAUGUUCAGAUAUCUCGGAGAUCAGUUUGUCCUCUUUUGGGAUACAGGAAGCCUCCGGGGGUGGCUCGUCAACGGUCUCCGAUGUUUGCUACAUCUCUUGCGCCUGUCCCUUAAGAUUGAUGACGAGGAAGACGAAGGUGAACUAUUCGUCUUACGCUCAGGAGACCUUAAGGAACCGGAACCUCCCUUCAGUGCACGAAAAUUCCUAUGUCCGAGGAAUUUGUCUACAAAGCUCAUGUUAUCUAGGAUCAGGUUUGGCACGGAAGAAUAUGAGGUCCUGUCGGAUCGCGUGGAGCAAUUCUACUACGUUAUGGAAAAGUCCUUCAUUUGCCAGAAGCAGCACGAAGCAUGGGACAAGAUACCAAGAAGCCAACUGGAAGGCUGGGACUUUUUCUCCAUUGCACGGAAGGAUGAUCCCAUCAAGCCAUCAAUGUUUAAGUUGCCGCCAAGGGGUAAGAGUUGGGUGGAUUUUGUUCGAGCUAUUGGCGCGGUCACAUUCUUCGGCGAAGGAUUUGGGGAAAUUUUGAAACCGAAAGCUCCCACAUGCUCCCCAUUGCCUUGCAGCAAGUACUACAUUGCAAUUACUACAUCAGACAUGAAACAACUCAUGGCGAUGAACGGGUGCGACCUCACCAGUACGACUAGGAUGAUCAGUCAGUCUCCAUCCAUUAUGUGGUAUAGUCCGUCAGGCUCUCUGGAACCCCGUGGCUGCGAGACGAACGAAUUGAAGCCCGACAACGAUAUUGUUCAAGUUAUGUGGUUGAAGGAGUUCGCAAGUCUCUUACCGAAAUCGGGCGAGAUACCAAAUCUCCAGAAGUACGAGAAUGGGGCAAUUAUUUUCGGCCACAACGACAGCAUCCAGUAUUAUGCAGCAGAUUUUGGACCACCCGUACCUGUUGUACCUAUCGGCCCGGCCCGGGAGCCCGAACCGUGUGAAGAUACUAGUACUGGAUCUAGUCUCAGCGAGACUGCGGUAGUAUCGUCAUCAAUACCCACGGCACUGUCUCUUCAUGAUUUUCCAAUGGCAACAUCUACCACUUCGGAAAGCCUUGGCCAAUCGUAUGAAUCCAUCGAUGGUGGCCAUGCCACUCACAGAAGCAGAGAUCUCGAGCCCGAACGAACGAAACUUUUCAAAUCAGAAAGCAUCAGAGAAUCGACCUCCCGUGACCGCAUGACACGACGAUGGCCUGAACAUUGGACGAACGACUCAAAGUUCAUGUUAUCUAAUUUCGACUCUAUUCCUACAAAGCUCUCGUAA